Molecule: messenger RNA, 3273 nt
Organism: Durusdinium trenchii
Lineage: Eukaryota; Dinophyceae; Suessiales; Symbiodiniaceae
Source: the annotation of a GenBank genome assembly
AUGGCGGAGAGGGCGGGCUUACAAGACUACGCACUAUUGGCAGACUUCCUGCGAUGGGGCCGUUGGGUCCGCUAUAGGGCGGGGCAAAGACACGGCAUUGUCUCGCAUAUCUCGCGUUUGUCUCGCGCCAAUGAGCGUAAUCAUCCGGCAGCCGCAAAACCUGAAGCUGAACACAUGGACCUCGAGAAGAUCAAUGCAAAGGAUGGCGUGGCUUACAUCCUUUCCUGUGUGAAGGGCCCGUUGGAGCAGAAACUGCUGUAUCAGAAGAGAAUGCUGCUGUCGAACUAUGAGAACAUUGCACAGCAAGGGCAUGUUGAAAGGGACUUGCAAAGCGUUGGCAUUAGUUCAGCUGCAAUGUACGAUGCGGAGUCGAGGGGAAACUGCAUCUUAGAGCGUUGUAAGUUGGACCCAUCAUUGCAGAGGCUUGUGUUGAUUGGCGCUCAGUGCAACCUUGACUUCGACAGCAUUGUUGAAAGCUUGCAGUUGCAGUUUCCGGACUUUCGGCCCACGCCAGCAGUGGACCCAGCAGAUGAGCCUUGUUCAGAGACGCUGCACGACAUCCCGGAGGAGGAAGCCCAUGAGGAAUUCUUCGAGAAAUUCUCUGGCCGUCGAUCCAUCGAGGAGCAGAAGCGGACCAGUGCACGUUCCGCCUGUGGUGCCAUAUGGGGCACUGGGCGGGUGACGCAGCCUGCAGUGCAUCAAUUUCAAUUUGGCGCAGGUGGGGCGCAGACAGCCGCAGAGCGCUGCUACAUGCCGGCCAGCUUUCGUGGCCAGGAGACCCAGGGAGUUCUUUUUGGUGUGAGCAUCCUUCCGUUACCGAUCCCGACUUUGUCACGGAUUGCCCUUUGUGUGAAGAACGAGAUUGCAGAGGAGCAACAUCGACGGGAGGAAAAUGCCAAUGAAGUUCCUCAGGACAGCAGUUCAAAGACCAACUGUUGGCCUUCUGAUGCCCUGCGCUUUGUUGCAGACCCACCGAAAGGUGUAAACCCAGCAGCACGUCGCAGCAUUGUUGAUCUCAUGCGAGACUCGCCCACUUUGCUAAAGCGAGCCUCCUUUGUGCCCUUGGAGGCAACUGGUGGCUUUGACUUUCUGAGAAAGGAUUGGGUAAAGGCAGUUCGCGUGAUUCGGGACAGCUCAGAGAGAUUGAAAGAUGACCUAUCCUCUUGGGCUCUUUUUGAAGAGAUCGAGAGGGUUGUUGAAGACGACCUCCGCAUAGAGGAAGUACAAAAGCUCUCACUCGACCAGGUCCUGGUCAUCGAUGGAGACCGGGCAAAAGAAGCUGACAUCGACACAUUGGAUGCAUAUAAGGGUAUGCUGCUGGAGUUCAAGCCUGAUGGAGGCAGUGCGGUGCCCAUAGCCAGGAUCAAGGCCCUGUCUGCAGAACCUUUUUUCGUGGGCCACAAGGAUGGAAAGUUGUUCCUGGCCUUCCUGCCGGGUCAGCUGGUGAUGAACAACAUCAGCGAAAAACUCGCAAAGGCGUUGCUGUGGAUUGCAGUGAAGAAGCUUUCACCUGAAGAUCAAGCACAGUUUCGGAAAAGCGACUACGGGUUCACAGACAAAGCAAGAACCUUCGUGGGCCAGCUACGGAUGGCGAUUCAAGAUCAGAGCCCGCAUGCCGUGGCGCCGGUGACUAGUCAGUUUGAGGAGGACAUGGUCGUUCCCAUGGAGCAGCUUGAAAAGCCACUUGGAGUCAAGCCCCACUUGGACAAUCUUGGCCCUGUUCACCGCGUGUAUACUCCUUCAACGGAUGAAGACUACUACGAAUCCUGGGGAAGUGGUGUAGAUGACUUGACAGAUGAACCUGAUCCAGAUGAAGGUGACAUUUCAGCCGUGGAGGACUUGCUGGAGCAUGCGGAGUAUGCGCAGCUUGCCAGCACUUCGCUGGAACUGGUGCUUGUCCGCCCAUCGGUGACUCCCUGCCUCAAGUUCAGAACGUUGCUGAAUUCAGUGCAGAGCCAACUGGACACAUUGCACGAAACGCUGCUGUCCCCAAACCUGCCAUACUACGUUGCCGAGAGUCGCAGCAAUUAUGAAGGCGUGUCGUCAUCACUGAUUUUGCAAAGUUCGCUGUACUUUGCGGCUAAGGCAGCUAAGGAUCCCAGAGACCUGGACAAGUUGAGCCGUUCACGCCCGAAGGAUUUCAAUUUCAGCACCCUCCCGGCUUUUGUCCCAGACAAGGAGGAACUUGGGCUGCCCUUUGACUUGUUGAUUCGACUCUUGGCUCCUGUCUCUUUGUUGGUGAAGUGGCUUCAAGAUGUUGAUGAUUGGAAAUACCCGAAUGGAAGUGCCGACGACGGGAGCAUUUGUGACAUUACCAUCAACGAAGUGGUUCGCAUCUGGCCCAAUGUGGCCAGAGCAGUGAGAGAUGGCGAGGGCGUGAUGAAAGCCUUUGCAUUGGUGGCCAUUGGCGGUUGCCACCACCUUGACCCAGACGUGGAAGUUGCUUGCACUUGGCAUGCAGCCAGCUUAGGUGGGAAGGCGCCCUUUGCGCAGAAGUGCUUGUUGCGAAGGCUUGCAAAGGCAACUGCGAAUGGUUGGCAAGGCCGCAGCGGGUUUGGCGAUGCAGCAUCAAAGAUGGCAGCGUCAACGGGCCCAGCAGUGAAGAUCCCCUUGAGCAGCACCUUGUAUGAGGGCGAGCAGGAUGACUUCCAGACGGUGAGCAUUACAAACGUGGAAGAGUUCGUAGUUUUUUGUAUAGUGUGCCAUUUGCAGCAGCUCGAGACGGGCCGGAUGGACUGCGGUAUGCUUGGAGUAUUUCUGAAAGAACUUGUGCGUCCAGCUCCAAAACUACAGAAAUAUGGCAAGUUGACGGCGCUGGUGCGUUCGCAUCCUGACAAACUGUGUCUUUGGGGGGCUGACGGGGCUCGCUUCGUCAGUUUGCGCAAUGGCCCGUGCCCCAGCUUACCUACAUUGGAUCAUGAGGCCCAGUCUGAUGAUCAGUUUCAAUCUGGUGAGCAGGACAUAGAUUUAGAAGAAGAAGAAGAAACAAUCAACCGAAGCUCAGAGGAACAAUCGCCGCGCACGUUGCUGUUCGAGCUGGCAAACAGAUAUUUGACGCGAAGACUUGGUGGCUACAAGGGAGCCUUGGGUACAGAGUCCUGCGAACAGGAUGCGAAUGUCCUGGCCCAGCGAUUCAGUAGAUCCGUGCAGGAUCAUGGAAUCUUGAUGCCAGAUGUGGUUCUGACUGAAAUCGACCAUGCUUGCAGCAUGCGGAAGAUCUCUGAGGAUGCUCAGCGACAAGCUGGAUUCAUUUUUUGGGUGUUCAUUUUUUAA